CACGUGGACGUCAUUUAUGCGCGAACUCUGCGUUCAGUCAUUUAAAGCGAAUUCCGUUUCCUUUUCUCUCUUUUCCACACAUUUCACGAAAAAUGUCUUCAGACAACACGUCGUGUACUAUAAGGACGCGGAAGUUCAUGACUAACAGACUUCUGGCGCGACGCCAAAUGGUCGUCGAUGUCCUCCAUCCCGGACGCGCCACUGUCUCGAAGACGGAGUUGCGCGAGAAGUUGGCGCGGAUGUACAAAACCACUCCCGACGUGGUCUUCGCGUUCGGCUAUAAGACAAACUUCGGCGGCGGAAAAACCACUGGAUUUGCGCUCAUUUACGACACUUUGGACUUCGCGAAGAAGUUUGAACCCAAAUAUCGUUUGGUUCGCAACGGACUCUUGACGCGCGAGAAGACGGCCCGAAAGCAGCGCAAAGAGCGGAAGAACCGAAUGAAGAAAGUUCGCGGAACUAAGAAGACGAAAGUGGGCGCCGGCGCCGCCAAAAAGAAAGACUGAAUAAAUGAAUGAAAAAUCGAUUUUUAUUCUGAAUAAACGUUUCUUUAAUUAAAUUGCAUUAAAAUCACGAAAACGACGCC
Molecule: messenger RNA, 586 nt
Organism: Oppiella nova
Lineage: Eukaryota; Metazoa; Arthropoda; Arachnida; Sarcoptiformes; Oppiidae
Source: the annotation of a GenBank genome assembly